Messenger RNA from Linum trigynum, 4993 nucleotides. Lineage: Eukaryota; Viridiplantae; Streptophyta; Magnoliopsida; Malpighiales; Linaceae. The record is from the annotation of a GenBank genome assembly.
CUUCACAUCCAAAAAAUGCGACAUCUCAAUCAGUAGAUUUGAUUGGAUUUAGGUUAAACUUUCCGGUCUGAAAAUUUGUCUUAAAAAAACAAAGAUGCUUCAUUGCCUAUUGGGAAUCUCAAACCAAACUGCUUUUGUGAUGAUUCAGAGUUGCAGACGAACAAAAAAAGGGACCUAAUUUCCUGUUAUUUUAAUGUCAAGACAAGUGUACCAAUCAACUAUACAUUAAUAAAUGAUUUUCAAUUACAUCAUCGAAGUAGAUAUAUAUUAUUAUUUUCACCAUUAAAUACUGCUAAAUCAACCAUUAUUGGCAGCUAGCCACCAUUAGUAUUCCAAAAGAAAUGAGGUUAUUUCCCUUAAACACAAGUCUAACUACGAACUGCGGCCACUAGCUAAUACUAUAAUAAUAAUAAUAAUAUGAUGAUGAUACAUUUAGGGAGCAGUUAUAUGUGUACAUCAUAUUCGUUUAAUUUAGAUCCACCAUUCGGAUUAAUGUUUGUAAUUGAGAGAAAAGGAUAAAAAUCUAGUGUGACGUAAUUCUGCUAGUGAUGUGAAUACUUUAUUUGUAUAUAAGAAGGGCGUCGGUGUUGAUAUGACUUGAAUCAGAUUAUUUGUCGUCGAUUGGAAUUUACGGAAUAUGCGCCACUUCUUCUACGAGGGAAUAAGCUCAAUAAAGUAAGUAGUCUUGUUUUUCUGUUUCAAACGGGAGUUAAGGGCCUGUUUGGGCCCGUCUUCCAGAGAUACCACGUCUAUCAUAGGGCCGAGUCAUUGAGACCAAACCAUGUGGGCUCGCCAACAUAUAGCAACGUUAUUGGGCCCAUGCACGAACGAGUCAUCGCCUACAGAAUUCUUCUCCCUGACAAAUACAAAGUUGUAAUGGCAAAAAUAAAAUAAAAAAUAAAAAGAAAAGAAGAAAGAAGACAAAUACAAACUUGCAAUAAUCUAUCGGAUGGUAUUAUAAUGAUUCAUGUCAUAUAUAGAUACAGUACACGAUUGUUGACAGGCAAUUUUUGUUGAACUUGGUUGUUUUAUUUUAUACUUCACGAUACUAAAGGUCACAUAGUUCGAUUGGUGAAUUCUCGUUAGGUGAUCGUUCUGAAUGUGUGAGGUCCUGAAUUCGACCCCUCUCAAGAUCCAUUCAUGAUGUUUCCGAUCAUUUGAAUGAAAUUAUAUUAGUGAAAGGUACAAAGGGCUCAAACAGGUGAACAUAAAGUUUGAUCUCAGAAGUGAAACAAUCACUUUCUUUUCACUGGUCGUUUAUCUUCAAGAAGAAGAAAAAAUCCUAGGAUUUCAUUUAUGUCCCUGAACAGAUCAGCAGCAAUGGCUGCAACUAAGCUAACCCCUCCCUCAAGGCUCAAGCCAAAGUAAUUCACUGCUGAAAAAUGAUUUGGUAGGUACUUGGAAGUUGGAAUCCAGAGAUAUUAACUUCCUCGCUCUCGUCUCUCCACAGAUUCCUAACUAUGUCAAAGAUUCUUCUAUGAUUCUGUUCUUCCCAAAUCGCUUCUUUUCCCCCAGUAAGCUGUGGAUUCCAGUCCUUCUUUUACCCGGACCAAAUAACGUCGACGCUAACACCUUCCUUUAUUUAUCUCCAUUAUUAGUCAAUUCACUUCCCCCACCAUUCAUCUCUCUGUUUUCACACUGUUAGUCGGCUGCGACACUGAGAAGAGAUUCUCUUCGGCCAAUAUUCUGUCCUUAAAGUAUGAACCUUUGAGAAGGGUUUUGCCCAUUUUCAAAAAUUGGGUACUGAUUGAAGCUCAGACAUGGCGCAAGAAGAGAUAUCUGUUUCUGUUGCUAAUGGAGGAGGAGAUGGUGGAGAUCCAGCCAGACUCGAAGGGAGGUACAAAGCUUUGUUGGUUUUUUGGAUCCUUGGAUUCGGAUCACUACUUUCCUGGAACAGUAUGCUUACAGUUGGGGAUUACUACCUCAAAUUGUUCCCGAAAUACCACCCUUCAAGGGUUCUCACAGUCAUCUACCUACCCUUCGCCUUGGGAACCAUGUCGAUCCUCGCCUAUAACGAGUCGAGGAUCAACACUAGGACAAGGAACAUAGCUGGGUAUCUACUCUUCUUCGCCGGUACUCUCAUGCUACUAGUCCUGGAUUUCGCGACAACGGGAAAGGGAGGAGCUGGGCCGUUUGUGGGCAUUUGCUUGAUCGUUGUAUCAUUUGGGGUUGCAGAUGCUCACGUUCAAGGUGGAAUGGUGGGAGAUUUGUCGUUCAUGUGCCCUGAAUUCAUGCAGUCCUUCUUUGCUGGUUUGGCUGCGUCAGGAGCCAUGACUUCAGCAUUAAGGUUGAUCACCAAAGCAGCAUUUGAAAAUGCCAACAAUGGACUCCGAAAAGGAGCUCAGCUGUUUCUUGCGAUUGCCACAUUCGCAGAGUUCCUGUGCUUCCUACUCUAUGCGUUCUACGUGCCAAAGCUGCCGAUAGUGAAGUACUACCGCGCCAAGGCAGCGAAAGAAGGAUCGAAGACGGUUUCAGCCGACCUUAAAGCUGCUGGCAUUCAUACUCCUUCUGAACAGGGGGAGGACAUCAAACUGAUUGAGCGGCUGAACAACAAGCAGUUGAUAGCCCAGAACAUAGACUAUGGUCUGGACUUGUUCUUCAUCUAUGUCCUGACUGCGUCAAUCUUCCCCGGGUUCCUCUCUGAGGACACAGGCACUCACCAAUUGGGUUCAUGGUACAUACUUGUGUUGAUUGCAGUGUACAAUACUUGGGAUUUGGUGGGGAGAUACGUGCCACUGAUCGGGUGCAUCAAGUUGACUUCGCGAAAGUGGCUUAUGAUCGCGAUCCUGUCUCGAUUCCUGCUCAUCCCUGCGUUCUACUUCACGGCCAAGUAUGGUGGUCAAGGGUGGAUGCUCUUCGUCACAUCGUUUUUAGGGCUCACCAAUGGCUACUUGACCGUUUGUGUCAUGACCAUGGCUCCAAAGGGCUACAAGGGUCCGGAGCAGAAUGCACUGGGCAAUCUGCUCGUGCUGUUCUUGAUGACUGGUAUUUUCGCAGGCGUGACCCUUGAUUGGUUGUGGCUGAUUGGGAAGAAAAACGCCUUCUGAAGAAAGCUCAAAGCAAAGCGUCAGCAAGAAAGUAAACUUGCUUUCUGUUUCGAAGGAGAGUUAUCUUGCAUGUGAAAGCAAACCAAGUUGCAGAAAUCUUCCCGGGAUAUUAUAAUGAUACACACUCCGAUAGUCCGAUGUGCCUAUCUGACCAAAAGGAAAGAUAAAGAUCCCUAGUUCCCUACAGUUCCACUUAGCUAAAUAGUCCAUGGUGCACAUAACUCGUUUGCGAUAACUUAUAAUCAUAGGAGUGUACGUGGUACCUUAUAUUUAUUGCGCAUGGGAAAUAUCCAAUUAAAAGGAGAGAAUUUUUUUUUGUAAACCCUUGGAUCUUUUUCUUGACUCGCAAGACGCGCUUUACUCACCAUAGAAUAGAUCCAGGAAGGUUCGAACCGCAAUUUAGGAUGAACUUGAUGUCAUUUUAUUUAUAAAAUUGUCAUGUAAUGUUCAUACAAUGGAAUGUAUUGUGCUCAUAUUAGCAAAAUAAAAAAAAACAAUCUGAUUAUGGUGCUCACAGGUUGUAUAUGAGGUAAAGAGCAUGCUCUAAGACACCCGGACCAUUCGAUCGGAUCGGGUGCAAGUGCUUUGCGACGAUAUGAUGGCGAUUUUGUAGAAAGGGAAUAAUAGGAACAAAGGAUUGUGUCACAAUUAGAAGGACAAAAGAAGCCUCUCAUCAAAUCAAAACAAUUAAGCAUUAAAGAAGUUAAUGUAGAAACAAAGGAUUUUUAUCUACUGCUAAAAAUCGAUGAUGGUGGCUGUCUGUUAGUCCAUCGGAAAUGUAUGAGGUGCUUAGUAAUGCUGUUCAAUGGGGAAAAAAAACAGAAAAGGCAUGGCUUCGCCCAGGUUCGAACCGGAGACCUUCAGUGUGUUAGACUGACGUGAUAACCAACUACACCACGAAACCAUUUGUUGAAUCAAUUACAUUUUUACCAUAUACUACCGUUAAUAACAAAGAAUAUUAGUGAUUUUAGGUCUCUUCUAGUUUUUAUAACUUUCUUUUGUUAUUCACUGUUACGUUUUUCGCUAGGCUGUGCUGAUGUAUAACAAAUAUUAGCCCAGCCUAGGGAGCCUAAGUCUAACUAUGCAUCGGUUUCCCAUUCAUAACGAAAUGAGACACAAAAUUCGAAUUAAUGUCACUUUUCUAUUAAUUCAUCGUCAUUUUUUUCUAACAGGAGGUGUGAUGGAGUUCCUUCGUUGUCUCUCUUAGUAGUUAGUACAACUCGACCCCCGAUGCUAUGUAGUUGCACUUGUUCAUUAUUAAUCAUCCAAAUUACAAACGAUGUUUUCAUAUUGACUAGAGCAAGUGUUAGCACUAUACUAACAAAAAAAAAAAAUGUUAGCAUGCCGACCAAUUCCUCCAAAGUAUAGUUGAAUUGUUGUUGACUUCAAUUAGCCUACUUAAUUGGCAAUUAAGAACCCCCACGUACAUGAGCGGAGGGAGUGUGUACGGAGGGGGUGUCCCCGCACACCCUUGGAUUGGAGAAAAAGGGUUAAAAUUGGUUAUAUAUAGUAGAUUGUUUGCAAUGGAACUUGAAUAUAGAAGGUUAUUCCUUACACUUAAUUAUUUCUACCAUCAAACUAUAUUAAGAGCGUACAUUUAAAAUAUCUUCAAUUAUAUAUAAAUGAUAUCAUAGUCUGUACACGAAUAAAAUAAAAUUCAUAUAUGAUUAACUCAAUCUUUUAAAUUUCUAAUGUUUUAAGAUAAUUGUUAACUCUAAAUUGUGGUGACUCUUAACUUCCCAUAACACCAUUAUGCGUCCAAUAUCUAACUAUCCACACAAACGUGGUUACUAAGUCGUUCACCUCUACCAUCUCAUCCCAAUCGAUAUUCCUCGACUAUCCAUAAUCAAUAGAGCGACUUUAACGUAACUCUCCAUGGAUGGAAUGAUAAGGAAAAUCAUGAAUCAUUUGGUAGGAUAUAUGGACAAUAAUGUAUUUGAUAGUUU